GGCCAAUGGGAUUUCGAGAAACACAACCUUGGCUCAACAGCUUGUUAUUUCGUUUAUGCUUUGCAACCCGAGGCGAGUGGCGGUGAGCAGUCAUAUAGCUAGGAGUAUCUAUCAAAACCCAUCGAGCUGGACUCCCUCAAAUAGCCAUCACAAUGAGGGUAGCAGAUGAGCCUGCCUACCUGACUGUGGGAACGGAUGUGAGCGCCAAAUACCGGGGUGCUUUUUGUGAGGCAAAAAUUAAGACUGUUAAGCGGAUGGUUAAAGUUAAAGUGGUGCUCAAAGCAGACAGUUCCUCACAAAUUGUACAAGACGACCAGGUCAAAGGACCUUUGAGGGUUGGAUCUACAGUGGAAGUGAAAAGUCCAGAAGGGGCGUCCAGUGAAGCUGUCAUCAGUAAGCUCACAGAUGCCAGCUGGUACACUGUGGUGUUUGAUGAUGGAGAUGAGAAAACUUUGAGAAGAACCUCACUGUGUCUUAAAGGUGAAAGACAUUUUGCAGAGAGUGAGACCUUGGACCAACUUCCUCUUACAAAUCCAGAGCACUUUGGCACUCCUGUUAUUGGGAAGAAAACAAAUCGAGGGAGAAGGUCUUCUCAAGCAGUUGCGGAGGAGGAAAAGGAGUCUUCAUCGAGUGAAGAGGAGGAUGAGGACAGAAGAAGGCUAAAUGAUGACCUUUUGGGAAAAGUUGUUGUCGUUCAGAGUGGGUCAGACAAAGCAUCCUGGUAUCAUGCCCUGGUGGUAUCACCCAGCUGCAAUGAUGACAUAACUGUCAAAAAGGACCAAUGCUUAGCGAGGUCGUUUUUCGAUUCCAAAUUUUACACAGUGGCUCGAAGUGAUGUUCGUGAAAUGAGUGCAGACACAAUCUCUAAAUCAGAAUUCUCUAAUAAGAAAGGAUUUGAAGAAGCACUUAAAUUUCUUCAGACCACGCAGAUUCCAGAGGGAUGGAAGAUGGAUAUGAGUGAGAUUUUGGAAUCAUCCAGCAGUGAUGAUGGUGAAGGCAAGGAAAGUGAGGAAGAGGAGAAGGAUCCAGAGCCAGAAGAGCCUGAUGAUGAACCAGACCCAGAAGAGAGGGACCAUUUCCUGCAGCAGCUUUAUAAGUUCAUGGAAGACAGAGGGACGCCAAUUAACAAACCCCCUGUGCUGGGCUACAAAGACCUGAACCUCUUCAAGCUCUUCAGGCUGGUGUACCAUCAUGGGGGCUGUGAUAAUAUUGAGAGUGGUUCAAUAUGGAAACAAGUCUAUAUGGAUUUGGGAAUUCCUGUACUAAACUCAGCUGCCUCUUAUAAUGUGAAGACUGCUUACAAAAAAUACUUGUACGGCUUUGAAGAGUAUUGCCGGUCGGCAAAGAUCCAGUUUAGGACAGUGCACCAUAAUGAGCCCCGUCCAGUCACCGAGCCAGAGAUGAGUGUUGGGUCCGAAAAGGAGGAGGAAUGUGAGGAAAAAGUAGAUCAGACCCCAAAGACAAAAGCUGAGCCUGAACAAGACAAAGACAAAGCUGACGGAGACGAGUCUGAUGCAGAUGAAGAGAAAAUUCACAAAGAGAUGUGCUCUCCUAGGGGACGGCGGCGUUGUGUGGCAACUCCUGGAAAAGCUGAAGGAAAAGAUUCUGUCAAACCGGAGAAGGUGAAGGAGGAAAAGAAGAAGGAAGAGGUGCGUGGAGGAGGAGGAGAAGGCAGCGGAGAGGAGGAGAAGGAGAAACCAGAGGCAGAAAAUCCAGUAAAGAGGCGCAGCCGGCGCCAUGAAGAGUCUGACAAAGAUUCUGAGGAAGAGGAUCAGGACGACGAAGAAGAUGAUGAGGAGGAGGAGGAUGAUGUUGAAAGAUCCAGGCUCAGAGAGAGAGAGGACCGAGAGGAUGAAGAUGGGUGUGAAGAAUCUGAGCACUCUAUCACUGGCACAAAAGUCAGAGUGAAAUAUGGCAAGGGGAAAACACAAAAAAUCUAUGAAGCCAACAUUAAAAGCACAGAGACUGAUGAUGGAGAAGUCCUCUACCUGGUCCAUUACUAUGGAUGGAAUGUGAGAUAUGAUGAGUGGGUCAAAGCAGAUCGAAUUAUAUGGCCUGUUGAUAAAGGAGGGACAAAGAAAAAACAGAAAAAGAAAGUCAAGAACAAAGAUGAUGGUGAGAAGGAGGAGGACAAGCAAACCAAAACAGGUGUGAGGCGUGGUCGUCCUCCUCUAAAGUCCACCCCACCAAGCACCUCUCGCAGUGUAUCCAAAACCCCCAGCAGUGAGGGACGAAUGAGCAACAAAAACUCUCGUUCCACAGACCCUUCUGCUCUGCCCAACGGAGAGGGAACCCCUCGCAGACGCACAAGGAGAUCUUCUGGGAUGUACGAUUCUGAUCGGGCAUCCAAUGACUCUGGGAAUUCAUCAGAGGACAGUGAGUGUGAGGACUCUCCUGAGAAGAAGCCUGAAUGCACAGAGACAACUGACCCUGCCACAGCACGAAAGCUAGAGGAGGAAGAGGAAAGGCAAGAGGAAAAAGAACGGAUAGAGGCAACCCAGGCUGUACCAGAGUGUCCUAGCAGUCCCCCGGAGAAACCUGCACCCCAGGAAAGAAGUGAGGUGGAGAAGCCUGAGGAGGAUAUGGCCCUGUCACCCGAGUCUGAUGACAAAUCUCCCAAAUCAAGAGGUAAAAGGGCUCGUCAGAGAGAACCAGAGUCUGAGGAUCCCACACCACUGCCUGCCACUCCCAAUCACACUGAACCUGAGGUACCCUGCACUCUUGUGCGCCAAGCUAAGAAGCCUCAGGAGACUGUGUACAGCAGUCCUGUAGAACGAAUGCCUGAGAAGGCAGAUUCAGACACAGACUCUGCUACUGAAGAUGUUAGCCCUCCAGAGAGUACCUGCAUAGCCAAGCGCAAAGCUACUGAGCAGCGAACACCUGACAAGAAAGUUCGUCUUGAGCGCAAAGAGGAACCUAAGACUUUGUCUCAGCCAAAGACUCUGUCACCAGAGAAGAGAAUAGACACAGAUAAAUGUACAGAGUCUAUGGAGGAAGUAGAAGAUGCACUUGCUACAGUUGCUGCAGUAGCAGCUGCAGCAGCUGCUGCAAUAAUAGUAGAAGCUCCAACUGAAGAGCCAGAGGUCAAAUCAGAAAUGCCCUCUCUCACCAGAGAAGUCCAGGUUCGAAUGGAACCUCUUUCAGGGUUGUGCACAUUAGAGGACCCUUCAGGGGUCACAGAUGAGGAACUGAUGCCCCAAAUAGGCCCAGAGGCACUUGUCUGUCAUGAGGUGGAUCUGGAUGACCCUGAAGAGAAGGACAAACCAUCAGGAGAAGAGUUACUGGUGAGGAGAGAAGAGAAAGCUGCUUCGGUUCUGUCAGCAGCUCAGAAUCAGAGUCUACAGCCCCUACAGCCUUUACAACCUCUGCAGCCUGUCUCCCACCUCCCUCACAGCCUAGCGGGAGCUCCUCAGCUUUGCUCGCCAUCGUCUACCCCCAGCCCAGAUGAGUCCCACAGCAUCAAGAGCGAGAGUGAUGCCACAAUUGAGGUGGACAGUGUGGCCGAGUCGCAGGAGGGGAUUGGAGAGAAUGGAUCCCCACAUGGGUUUGAUGCGAGUGCCAGCUCUAGCAACUCUAGUAUCUCCCUUCAGGAGAGGGACAGCAAGGACAGAGGUCAGAAAAGGUUGCUGGACUGCAACAUGAUCUCGCCUCCAAAGAAGCUGAAACGCAACCAGAAACGGCUGAGUGCAGCCUCCACUGCAGAAAAGAAUGGUGCAGGUCACAGUAGUGACAGUGAAGAUCUGCCAGCCAUGGACACCUCGAAUAAGCUGACUCCAGUAAAACACUCCAGCCUGGCCAAAGCCCAGAAGCAUUCUCGCUCUCCUGGACUUGUGUCUCCCAGCAGUAAAGAGAUGGAGAAAGAUAAGCACAAAGACAAGCAUGGCUUCCACGCUGCACGAGCAUACAAAUGGACCUUCCAGCUGAAUGAGCUGGAUAACAUGUCCAGUGCUGAGAGAAUUGCAUUCCUACAAGAUAAACUGCAAGAAAUCAGGAAAUACUACAUGUCGUUGAAAUCUGAGGUGGCCUCUAUUGACAGGAGGAGGAAAAGAUUAAAAAAGAAGGAGAGAGAAGUGUCCCACACCACAGCCUCCACCUCAUCUGGCUCAUCAGACACAGGCAUGAGUCCCUCCUCAGCCUCCCCUACCCAGAACACUGUGGCUGUCGAGUGCAGGUGAUAGAUACCUUGCCUCUUUUCCCCCUCACCCUGCUCACCUCUGCCUUCUCAGCAUUCUGCUGCCUCCAUGGAGACGUGCAAACUGAUGAGCCAGAGCAAGCAGCCAAUAGCACUCGACUGCCUCGCCUCCUUCUCCAUACUUCAGUCUCCUGAUCCCACCUUGUGGCCACUCCCCCUCCUGCACUUUGUACACUUAUCCUGCCUCUCACACCCUCUCGCUGCCACUUUCAUUAUCAGAAAACAGACUCCAUGUGAGGGUUGAAUGUAAUUUAAAAAAUAUAAAUAUAUAUACAGUCUAACUAACACGCAUCCAUCCACAGACAAUGGCACUUUUCUCUACUUUCUCAAAACAGAAGUCCCGAACAGAAACCACCUCUUACAGCCUGUAUAUUAUGGGCUGGUUUGGAUGCAGUAAUCGGUCGCUCAUAUUCUUCUAAAACAUGGUAAAAUCCCAGAGAAAAUAUCCCUGUAUAGGUAUGGUCACUUAACCAGCUGGACAUGGUUAGCAAAAAAAAAAAAAGGUCAAUUUUGUGCGCUUGCUCCAUCCGAACUGCCAAAGUACAUGUGUUACAGCAGAGUGCCCUAUUUUGGAAAAGUGGGACAAAGUCAAUUGCAAAAGGGAAUGUAGUUUACUGAAAACUGCAGCUGGUGUCUUCCACUCUUUGUAGUGUGUGAGCACAGAUAAUUAUGCAAAUCUAUUUUUGUUGUCUUUUUAAGAUUAAAAAAAAAAAAAAACAUGAAAAAUGUUUACAGUGGAAACAGGACAAAUGUUUUCAGUGGACUAAUUUCCUUUGCGGUUGUAUUUUGUCUUUUUAUAUGUAAUUGCAGAGUUUUUAUUUUAGUAUGAAAGAUUUCAAAAGGUAUAUAUCACAGCCGUGAAAUUAUUUAAGGAAAUAUUUCUAGGUCUGAAAUUUUGUGUACAAUAAAGGUAUUAUCUUGCAACUUGUUAAGUAUAUUUAUUCAGUCAGUGGACAGCAUUUUUGUAUUUUUUACAAGAUGAAAUCAAUCUUCCCACAUUCAUUUGGUCCAUGGGAAAGGUUAAUAAAAGAAUGUUGUGGGUUUAUCUAGCAAGUAUAGACUGUGAAGUCACAAUUGGGUAACUACUGUGCAGUAAAAUUGUAAAUCUCUCCCACACUUGUUCUCUUCCCUCCCAACCUUUUACCAUUCGGGCCCAAUGUUCUCAAUGUAUUUUGAGACCUUUAUGAAACACCAUACCUUGGUGACCUUCCCUGCCUCUGUUCAGAAUUCCUGGUACUUGUAUUGUUAAUUUAAACAUUUUAUUAAUAUGUUUCAACAAUGAGUUCUCAACAAUGAAAUAAAAGUUGCUCAAUGGACAUGUCUGUUUAGCCCAGGGGUUUCUUACUGUGUUUCUUUUGUAUAUAGAUCUUCCAAAACCAUGUAUUUGAAAAAUACAUUUUACACAAACUGUAAAUGAUUUAUAUUAUUUUUAAACAAAACAACUUUGUAUAUUAAAUUCUUUUUUUCUAUGUCAAGGUUGGUAGAAGCAUUACCACAUCUUUCUUUACUGUAUAUAAUCAACCACUGGUCAUUAACAGGAGCCUAAACUUAAGCCCUCUAGGAAUAUUUUAAAACCCACUCGUAUGUUGAACAUUAAUGCUGUAGGCUAUGAUCACUGAAAAUAACAAACUUGCUUCCCUGUAAGGUUUAUUCAUGGAUUCCUGGGCAAAGGAAUGAAGGUAUUAGGUUCCUGAACAAAGCCAUUGUAUCUUUUGUGUAAAAUAAGAGUUCUUCUCAUUUCUAAUAAAGUUUUGAAAUAUU
Messenger RNA from Astyanax mexicanus (Mexican tetra), 5953 nucleotides. RefSeq names its product AT rich interactive domain 4A (RBP1-like) (gene arid4a). Bases 153 to 4175 code for a protein of 1340 amino acids. Lineage: Eukaryota; Metazoa; Chordata; Actinopteri; Characiformes; Acestrorhamphidae. Gene Ontology annotation, cellular component: nucleus. Gene Ontology annotation, molecular function: transcription cis-regulatory region binding. The record is from RefSeq and is a predicted model, not a curated record. The transcript has 25 exons. Gene Ontology annotation, biological process: regulation of transcription by RNA polymerase II.